CGCGCACUGAUCGGCUGUUCACGAACCCGCCCGAGGAUCCCCGAAGAACCGUAAACAAAGAGAUCCAGCAGAACAGGGUCACGGAACCACAGCUGCCGCUGCUAAAAACAUCAGCUUGAAAGCAGGACACGUUGUUGGUCGAGCAUGCCCAGUAACACAGCUCAACUCCUGGAGUCCGACGAUACUGAACCGGACCUCCCGGUACCGGUACACAACCUGAGCCGGAUGAGCCUCCGCGAUGAUGAGAGUCCAUCACAACAACAUGAUACUUCUCAUCUGGGUGUCCUGGGUGCGGUACUGGACCUCCAGCCCUUAUCCCAAACUGGAUCCGAGGAGGAAAACACCACCACUAACAACAACAACAACAUCAGACAUGAUACUGAUUCAGAUCAGCUCUAUGCCGGGCUCUUCCAGGACGGGCCGGACGAGUCCCAGGGUUACCCGGUUCAGGGGAAUAUGAUGGCGAUGAUGAUGAUGAUGCAGGAGGGUGAGAGGUGUGCACUCAACACCAGGAGGAAGAGCGUAAACACAACAGAGUGUGUGAUGGUGCCCACUUCUGAACAUGUGGCAGAGAUAGUUGGCCGACAGGGUUGCAAGAUCAAAGCUCUAAGAGCAAAGACCAACACUUACAUCAAAACCCCCGUGAGAGGAGAGGAACCAGUGUUUGUAGUGACCGGCCGGAAGGAAGACGUCAUUAUGGCAAAGCGUGAGAUUCUGUCCGCGGCUGAGCAUUUUUCUCUCAUCCGGGCAUCCCGAAACAAAGUGGUGCCGAACACAGGUCACAACGGCGUUCCUUGUCAUCCGGGACAGACCACCAUCCAGGUUCGGGUGCCAUAUCGAAUGGUAGGGCUCGUGGUGGGGCCGAAAGGAGCGACUAUCAAGAGGAUCCAGCAGCAAACCCACACCUACAUCGUCACGCCAAGCCGCGACAAAGAACCGGUGUUUGAGGUGACCGGGAUGCCUGAGAACGUAGACCGAGCUCGGGAGGAAAUCGAAGCCCAUAUUGCGAUGCGAACCGCAGGAAGCUUGGACACCAGUGUGGAUGAUGACGACUUCCACUACAACGGCACCGAUGUUGGUUUCGAGUCGGGCGGCAACGGAGCCUGGCUCUUCUCCGGCGGCGUUUCAAACUUCCACAGCAAUGCUGCAGGGAAUCGCAACGACAGCUCCAGCUCGCUCGGAAGCAACUCUAGCGAGUCCCACUACAGCGGGAAAGGCAGCGCAGUGGCGGAUCUCAGUCCUGGCAGCAGCGGAGGCACGUUCUGGUUUGGUGAUUCCCAGUUGCCCUUGGGACCUGAAGAUCCUGCGGGAUACGACGGGCUAAUGAUGACGGCGCCGCCCAGCAAUCCGCAGCCGACGCUGUGGGGCGCGAGUUUGCCCACUACGCCGAGGCUCUCUCCGUCUCUUCUGGCCCGUCUGUCUCCGUCUCUUCCGGAGGAUCAUCCGCUGGUUCGGUUGGUGCAGGAGAAUUCCCAGAGCCUCCCUGCCUUUGGUUCCACGUUUUCUCCGUCUAGCGACAGCACGGGCUCCAGCUCUCCACCAGACGUGCGCACUUACCCAAAACACAGCCAAGUUCCUGCGUGCGUACGUUGCAGAGACAACAUGGCGGCGCUUGUCCUGGGCGGGCAAAACCUUGUUUGUUUGGAGUGUUCCAACUCCGUCCUGCAAAGCGCAUAGAGAGAGAGAGAGAGAG
Molecule: messenger RNA, 1693 nt
Organism: Carassius auratus (goldfish)
Lineage: Eukaryota; Metazoa; Chordata; Actinopteri; Cypriniformes; Cyprinidae
Product: RNA-binding E3 ubiquitin-protein ligase MEX3C-like
Exons: 3
Coding region: 145-1677 (510 amino acids)
Molecular function (GO): RNA binding
Source: RefSeq, a predicted model, not a curated record